Ostertagia ostertagi is the source of this 1188-nucleotide messenger RNA. The record is from the annotation of a GenBank genome assembly. NCBI's taxonomy places the organism in Eukaryota, Metazoa, Nematoda, Chromadorea, Rhabditida, Trichostrongylidae.
AUGGAAUCCAUCGAUGAGAUAAUCACCUUAAAGGAGACAACUGAACUAACGACAAAGACGUUGUUUGGUUUCGAUCAAACCAAACAAAGCAACAUCAGAAUCCAACAAGAAAGAUUCAUGAAUAACAGGGCAGCUCCCAUCCAAAGGAAUAAACCCACAUGUCUUUGUGGAGAAACGCACUCUCCACAGCAGUGUAAUAAAUUCAGCUCACCAGAGGAGCGUCGAGCAGAAGCCAGACGACAAAGAGUUUGCUGGAGGUGCUUCAGCAAGGGACACAAUUCUAGACUAUGCUCUGCUGUAAGCAAAUGCCCUAAAUGCAGUGAAGACCACCAUUCUUCACUCUGCACUUCUACAAAUCAACUUCAAGUACCAAACUCGUCAGCUCAGAGAGGGUACCAACCUCCUGGUAAAUUCCAAACUCAAUCAAGAUUUACCACUUCGACGGACAACAACCGGUUCAAGCAGCCUCCAAGGUCGAAUAAUCAGCAACGGGAGAGUAGUCGAGUCCAAGCACUACCAAACACGACUCCUCAGGAGAAUAUAACAGUCGGACAAAACCAACCGCCUCUCAAUCAACAUGUGCUACAAAUUGCAUCAGCACUGAUCUUCAACGAAUCAGAGUUCGAUUAUCAAACGAUAACUCUUCUCCUAGAUUCUGGAGCUCAAAGAAGCUUUAUCAAAUCAUCACUUGGAGCUUCGCUGAAAUUACCAACGUUCAGCACGACAUCGUUCACUACUAUAGGAAUGGGAGAGUUACAAGAGUCCUUCAAAUCUGAUGAAGUUCGAAUUACCUUGAAAAGCUGUCAUAGCUCAACCAAGCUGCGUAAUAUACCAGUCUUCACCAAAGACAAGCUGACCACUACCACGAGGACAGCGAACCUAUCAGAAGAAGAUCGAAACUUCAUAAAGGGAAAGAAGAUCUCGAUUGCGCAGAGGAACCUUCUUCCUAUGAACGUAUCGCCUGACAUACUCAUAGGACAGGACUUACUGCAUCAAAUUCUUGACCACAAUGCUGCAGUUAUCAAGCUGCCAUCCGGAUUAGUUCUCACACCAACUAUAUUUGGGUACACAAUUUCCGGCACCAGCGGCUUUCCUAGUUCAACGAAGAGCAACUCAGAAGCACAGUGCAGCUCACUCAUCGUUGCUACUCCACUCAUUUCUCAAAAGACGAUUACAAAAUGGAUAUAA